Messenger RNA from Dichomitus squalens LYAD-421 SS1, 1235 nucleotides. Its product is annotated as glycoside hydrolase. Bases 159 to 1235 code for a protein of 358 amino acids. Gene Ontology annotation, molecular function: alpha-1,3-glucan synthase activity. Gene Ontology annotation, cellular component: fungal-type cell wall. Gene Ontology annotation, biological process: fungal-type cell wall (1->3)-alpha-glucan biosynthetic process. Lineage: Eukaryota; Fungi; Basidiomycota; Agaricomycetes; Polyporales; Polyporaceae. The record is from RefSeq and is a predicted model, not a curated record. The transcript has 4 exons.
CGGGUAUCCGGCAGGUCUUUUGCCCCUUCCUUUCCUUACCCUCCGCGGUUUGCUUUCUCUCUUCUUCACAUACAACGUAAUAGCCACAUCUCUGCGCUCGACCACCAGCUCUCCGACGGACAAGACGUUUUCUCCCUAGCCCAAGUCCUGUACCCGCCAUGUGGGUAAGGACAGUCCUUCUCUCCCUCCUGGCAUUAGCCCAGUGGGGGUCCGCCUCGCCGUACCGCGCAGACCUCGUCGACUACAACAUCAACACCAACCAAAAUGCCCAGACCCCGACAGACUACUCGACCAAUAAACGCUCCAGCUACACCAAGUCGCCACCCAACUGGCGUGCAAUCCCCUUCUACACCGUUCUCAUGGACAAGUUCGCCGAUGGCGACCCUUCCAACAACGACUACUUUGGAACGAUGUACGAGUGGGACUGGCGGGAGACACAGCUUCGGUUCGGUGGUGACUUGAAGGGCCUGGUGUCCAGAUUGGACUACCUACAGGGCAUGGGCAUCAAGGGUAUCUUCAUCUCCGGGACACCUUUCCUCAAUAUGAUCUGGCAGGCAGACAGCUACUCGCCGCUUGAUUUCACGGUGCUUGAUCCCCACUGGGGAACGCUGGCCGAUUGGCAAGCCGCCAUCGACGAGAUCCAUUCCCGCGGGAUGUAUAUCAUGGCGGACUUCACAGUUGGUACCAUGGCUGACCUCGUCGGCUUCAAAGGUUUCCUGAACGAGUCCACGCCCUUCUCAUUAAACGAGUACGAUGCAGUUUGGAAGGAUCCUCUCUAUACGCCCUGGGGAUUCCAGGAGUACAAGGACUUCGCUGUUAACAACGCCUGGAAUGACUCUUGCCAACUUCCCACGUUCUGGGGAGAUGACGGAACCAUUCAGAACAUCGGUUGGACUACCGGCUGCAGGGAGUCCGAUUUCGAUCAGUACGGUGACAUGGAGGCGUUCGGUGUUCACCCUGACUGGCAACGUCAAUUAGCAAAGUUCGCGUCAGUACAGGACCGGCUGCGUGAAUGGAAGCCAGAGGUUAUGGCAAAGCUCAAGACUUUCUCGUGCAUGGCCAUCACCGCUCUCGACAUUGAUGCCAUCCGUAUCGACAAGUCGACCCAGGUCACCGUAGACGCUCUUGCAGAAUGGGCUUCCAGCACCCGUGCUUGCGCCGCUGCCCUGAACAAGACCAACUUCUACAUCCCUGGUGAAGUUACCGGUGGCGACACGUUCGGUUCCCUCUACUAG